AUGGAGUUUCUCCAAGCGAUCGCGGUUGGGGAUCAACUAGUGAUUGAUUCAAUCGUAAACGAAGGGGGGAUUCGUGUUUUAGUCCAUGUGUUGGAUCCGAAAUCGUCCUUUUCAUCUAAAAGUAGAGAGACGUCUAUAAGGGUGAUCAUGAGUUUGUGUUCGGAUUUAACAAAUUUGAACAGUUUAGUGAGUUAUGGUUUCAUGGAUCACAUACUACAUUUUGUUCAAGAUGGUGACAUCGCGGUUCAAGAAUCGUGUCUAAAAGCCGCGUAUUGGUUAAGUGGGAUAUCGGAUGAUUUCAAGAAAGCAAUGGGUGAGGCGGGAUUCAUACAAGUAAUCAUCAAACUCAUUGCUACAAAGCCGAUUGAGAUUAGAGAUUUGGCAUCUAAGAUGUUGUCUAAUUUGGUUUCAAUCCCCACGAAUAGAAAAAGAUUGGUGGAAGAUGAUCAAAAUGUGAGCUUGAUUAUGCAAUCAAUUGAUCAAGAAGGGACUUCGACCAACAGAAAGCUUCUCCUUCCGAUAAUCAUGUCGUUAUCGGGAUGUAAUAGUGGCCGAAAGAAAAUUUUGAGUUCCAGGUACUUGAAAAACAUAGAAAAGUUAGCCGAUGAUCAAGUGUCGGAUGCUAGGAAGAUCCUUAGGAACCUGUCAUCGAAUCGGUUUGUUCGGUUGGUUAGAGGGAUUUGGCACUAA
Messenger RNA from Helianthus annuus (common sunflower), 690 nucleotides. RefSeq lists its product as uncharacterized. The record is from RefSeq and is a predicted model, not a curated record. The transcript has a single exon. Lineage: Eukaryota; Viridiplantae; Streptophyta; Magnoliopsida; Asterales; Asteraceae. The coding region runs from base 1 to 690 and encodes 229 amino acids.